Messenger RNA from Annulohypoxylon truncatum, 1239 nucleotides. Its product is annotated as Metallo-hydrolase/oxidoreductase. The record is from RefSeq and is a predicted model, not a curated record. The transcript is spliced from 2 exons. Gene Ontology annotation, biological process: N-acylethanolamine metabolic process; N-acylphosphatidylethanolamine metabolic process. The coding region runs from base 1 to 1239 and encodes 412 amino acids. Gene Ontology annotation, molecular function: N-acylphosphatidylethanolamine-specific phospholipase D activity; zinc ion binding. Gene Ontology annotation, cellular component: cytoplasm; membrane-bounded organelle. NCBI's taxonomy places the organism in Eukaryota, Fungi, Ascomycota, Sordariomycetes, Xylariales, Hypoxylaceae.
AUGACAGCCAUUCCUGUUGCACUCUCGGUGGCAGCGUACCAUAGCACUGUCACGGUACGCCCGACGCAAGCCAGCGCCGACGAAGCCCAGGAAUUUGAUCCCGAAGCACAUCAUGUCAAAGACCGUUGUGGGAAGACUGUUAAAUUUCGCAACCCGUACCCCUCAUACACUUUUCCCACGCCUAAGGACAUCUUCUCGUUAAUGUGGGGCUAUUAUUCGGGGACGCUUAAUUGGCCGAAGCCGAAACUAGAGCAGAAGCUUGUGCCUGUGGUAGAACCGAAGUUUCUACCAACGCGCACUUCGUCGUCAAAACUACGUGCUACUUGGCUUGGGCACGCGUGCUACUACGUAGAGUAUCCUUCGGGGCUACGGGUUUUGUUUGACCCUGUCUUUGAAGACUGUUGCGCGCCUGUUGGAUUUCUCGGUUUUAAGAGGUACACUGAGCCUCCUUGUCAAAUCGCAGACCUGCCUUUCGUAGAUGCCGUGGUCAUUAGUCACAGCCAUUAUGAUCACCUAUCAUAUCCGUCCGUUCAGGAAAUUCAUAAACACCAUCCUAAUGCACACUUCUUCGUUGGUCUAGGGCUUGAGAAAUGGUUCAAGUCAGGGGGCCUGGAAAACGUGACGGAGAUGGACUGGUGGCAGGAGGCGGAAAUGAUCCUGACCCCACAAGCUGCCAAAGGCGAGACGGAUGCCAAAAAUGGUAGCAAUUCAGAGCUCUCGGGCCCCAUUACAGCAAGGAUAUCUUGCCUCCCCUGCCAACACGGUUCCGGCAGAACGGGCAUGGACCGGGACAAAACGCUCUGGGCCUCGUGGGCCGUCGUCUCGGGGGAGCCGGCCAAGUCCGUCUGGUUCGGAGGCGACACGGGGUACCGCGCGGUGCCGAAGGUGCCCGAGGGCGUCGACGACUACGGCCCGGAGUACGCGCACCUGCCGCGGUGCCCGCAGUUCAAGCAGAUCGGGGACAGGUUCGGGGCGUUCGACCUCGGCCUCAUCCCCAUCGGCGCGUACCACCCGCGCCAGCUGUUCUCGGGCGUCCACGCCAACCCGUCCGACGCCGUCGAGAUCUUCUCCGACACGCGGUGCAGGAGGGCCAUGGGCAUCCACUGGGGCACCUGGGUCAUGACGCCCGAGCCCGUGCUGCAGCCGCCGCAGCUGCUGAGGGAGGCGCUGAAGCGGAAGGGGUUGGCGGAGACGGGCGUUUUCGAUGUUUGCGAUAUUGGUGAGACCCGGGAGUUUUAG